Messenger RNA from Raphanus sativus (radish), 513 nucleotides. RefSeq names its product monothiol glutaredoxin-S11. The transcript has a single exon. The coding region runs from base 86 to 385 and encodes 99 amino acids. The record is from RefSeq and is a predicted model, not a curated record. Gene Ontology annotation, cellular component: cytoplasm; nucleus. NCBI's taxonomy places the organism in Eukaryota, Viridiplantae, Streptophyta, Magnoliopsida, Brassicales, Brassicaceae.
AGCAACCAGACUCACAAGCAACACCAAGCUCGACCUCCGGGUUUGGUUUCAGGAAGUCUUUGUUGUAAGGCUCCUUUUCACUAAAAUGGACAAAGUCAUGAGACUAUCGUCAGAAAAAGGAGUGGUUAUAUUCAGCAAGAGCUCGUGUUGUUUGUCCUAUGCGGUUCAAGUCCUCUUCCAAGAUCUUGGGGUUAGCCCUAAGAUCCACGAGAUCGACAAGGACCCUGAAUGCCGGGAGAUGGAGAAGGCACUAAUGAGGCUAGGCUGUUCAAAGCCAGUUCCAGCCGUUUUCAUUGGUGGCAAGCUUGUUGGUUCGACCAACGAAGUAAUGUCCAUGCACCUAAGCAGCUCCUUGGUUCCCCUUGUGAAGCCAUAUAUAUGUUAAAAGACGAAGAGGUAUUUCAAAAAAAGAUCGUUAAGUAGCUAUCAAAGUGUAUUUUCAAUAAAUGAUCACAUAUUUGUAUUCCGUUCUAAUAUUAUAUUGGUUGUGUAACUUGUUCUACUUCAAAAAGU